AUGACGGACGUAGAUAUUGCCUCCAACUCUCACUGGCAAGAAAUUUUGGACACACUUCAACUAUCCAAAUCAGUUGCAGAAAUAGAUACUCAUGAUAUUGAAGGGAAAGAGAUGGUAAGUCUAAAAAUGUGGGAGGCAUUCUAUUAUACUUAUGCAAGAUGGAAAGGUUUCAGUCCUAGAAUUGACGAUACAAAAUCCAGGAAAAGUGAUGGAGAAAUAUACAUUCGACGAUGGGUUUGUAACAAAGAAGGUUUUCGGAACGAGAAAUUUUUGAACAUGCCAGACAGGAAGAAGCGACCAAAAGAAAUAACACGUUGUGGGUGUCAAGCUGCGUUACGAAUCCUUCGGUUACAAAAAACAAAUCUUUGGCGGUGUCAAGAAUUUGUACCAUUUCAUAAUCAUGAUUUGGUAAUACCAUCACAAAUGCAAUUCACUCGGGCAAACCGCGAGGUUCCUGAAGCAGUAGCUGCACAAGUAAUUAGCAUGAAUAGAUGUGGUAUCAAAACUUCUUCCGUUGUAGCACAUAUUGCCCUACAAUCUGGAGGGUAUGACAAUCUUCCUUUCCAACUAAGAGAUGUGUACAACAAAGUGGCUAGUUUAAGAAAGCAAGAGAACAUAUCAAGUGAUGCAGAAGGUACAUUGGGUUUCUUAGACGGCUUAUCAUCAAUGGAUCCUGAAUUUUACGUCGAGUACAAGAUUGAUGACGAAAAUCGAUUAGCAUUCCUUUUUUGGGCUGAUGGUAUGAGUAGAAGAGACUACAUGUUAUUCGGGGAAGCUAUUGCUUUUGAUACAACAUACCGCACCAAUAAGUAUAAUAAGCCAUUGUUGUAG
Messenger RNA from Cannabis sativa, 831 nucleotides. RefSeq names its product protein FAR1-RELATED SEQUENCE 5-like. Lineage: Eukaryota; Viridiplantae; Streptophyta; Magnoliopsida; Rosales; Cannabaceae. The record is from RefSeq and is a predicted model, not a curated record. The coding region runs from base 1 to 831 and encodes 276 amino acids. The transcript has a single exon.